CUUCGAGGACGAUGUUCAAAGAGCGCCGCACGAAACGAAUUGGCACUGCGCAAUUGCGCAACAAGACGAUACUUGGGGGACCUGUGGACGGCGGGGAGCGUAAGUGGAGUAAAACGUGAACGCAGUUUUUCGGACCCGGUGUUGUGCUGUGUGAUUUUAAAGAACAUUUUCAGCGGUAAAGUUGAUGGGUCCCUCGUUUUUUCGGCAAAUUAAAGGGAGGAGGCAGCCAAUCGAUCGCGCUCCGUUUUGCGCGACCAGGCGUCUCGCGUCUUGGAAACACAUCUGCAAAGCAGCUGUGUGACCAUGCAUUAGGGCAAUAUGUGCAGGUGUGUUGAAAGUGCCGUCACCUGCCAGGGGAUCUGAGAGCUGGACGCACCAUGCACACAGUGGAGGUCGUGGUUUCUCUCCUGUUAGUCGUGAUCAUCGUGGUGUCGUUGCUGUCCAACGUUGUGGUGCUGAUUUGCUUUUUGUAUAACGCAGAGAUUCGCAAACAGGUGCCGGGCUUGUUCAUCCUCAAUCUCACUUUCUGCAACCUGCUGCUCACGGUGUCCAACAUGCCCCUGACUCUUGGAGGACUCAUCUACAAUGGUCACCCGGGCGGGCACGGAUUCUGUCAGAUAGUGGGAUUCCUGGACACCUUUCUAACCACUAACUCGAUGCUGAGUAUGGCUGCUCUGAGCAUAGACCGGUGGGUGGCUGUGGUUUUCCCGCUAAGCUACCACUCCAGGAUCCGGCAUCGGGACGCCGUGAUUGCUCUCGGCUACACGUGGAUUCACUCGCUGUCUUUUUCUGUAGUAGCAUCGUGCCUCUCCUGGGUGGGAUACCAUCAACUCUACGCCUCGUGCACCUUGUGCAACACCCGAGCGAGCGGCAUGAGGACCCAAUUUGUCAUCUACACGCUUGUUUUACACUCGGUCACGUUCCUGCUGUCUCUGGUCGUGCUCUGCGUAACGUAUCUCAAAGUGCUGAAAGUGGCGAGGUUUCACUGCAAACGCAUUGAUGUGAUCACCAUGCAGACGCUGGUGCUGCUUGUGGAUAUCCACCCGAGCGUCAGGCAGCGGUGUCUGGAGGAGCAGAAGAGGCGCAGGCAGAGGGCCACAAGGAAAAUCAGCACCUUCAUCGGCACAUUCGUGGUCUGCUUCACCCCCUAUGUCAUCACCAGGGUGAUGGAGCUGUUAGAGUUGUUUCCCAUCAGCCCUCACUGGGGCGUGGUGUGCAAGUGUCUGGCCUACAGCAAGGCGGCGUGCGACCCCUUCGUCUACUCCCUCCUGCGUCACCAGUACAGGAAGACCUUCCACGACAUCAUGAACCGCCUGCUGCGGAGACGCUCACUCACCACACGCAGGCUGGAGAACGGCAGAGCCUGGAAGAGAGAGAAGGAUGACAGGACCAGAGAGGAGGAGAUGAAGGAGAAGGCUGAGGAGAAAGAGGAGACAGGAGAGACGGAGAGGAAAGGCAAUAUGACGACAAAGAGCAAUACCAAGGAACUGAGUGGCACUACAAAAGGAACAGGAGUGAGAAAGUGAGAGAGAGAGAGUGAGUCAUCAGCACGUCUUCUAAAAUCCAUGCGAGAGGGCUCCCGCGGGC
This is a messenger RNA of Alosa sapidissima (American shad), 1587 nucleotides long. It is a transcript of the gene gpr26, whose product is annotated as G protein-coupled receptor 26. Gene Ontology annotation, cellular component: membrane. Gene Ontology annotation, biological process: adenylate cyclase-activating G protein-coupled receptor signaling pathway. The transcript is spliced from 4 exons. The record is from RefSeq and is a predicted model, not a curated record. Lineage: Eukaryota; Metazoa; Chordata; Actinopteri; Clupeiformes; Clupeidae. Gene Ontology annotation, molecular function: G protein-coupled receptor activity. Bases 378 to 1526 code for a protein of 382 amino acids.